AUGGCCUUCGUUUCAAACGGCUCUGAAUACGAUUUCAUCGUCGUGGGCGGCGGUACGGCCGGCAAUGCUGUUGCAGGUCGUCUGGCCGAAAACCCCAACGUUCGAAUUUUGGUCGUUGAAGCCGGUAUUCCCAACCCGGACCAGAUCGAUGAAAUUACUACUCCUGCUAAGGCUUUCAACUUGCGCGGGAGCAAAUACGACUGGGCCUACAAGACCACGAUGAUCAAACGUGAUGACUACGAGCGCGUCGAAAAGCCCAACACCCGUGGAAAAGCUCUUGGGGGCAGCUCUUGUGCCAAUUACUUCACUUGGAUUCCCGGCUCAAAGCCCACCUUUGAUGACUGGGAAGCCUUUGGUGGCCCCGACUGGACGUGGGACAGCUGUGUGGACUAUCUUCGCAAGUGUGCGACGUAUCACGACGAUGAACAGCUUUAUCCUACCGACCUGGCCAAGAUUGGAUCUGGAGGCCCUGUGCAAAUUUCUCAUGCCGAAUUGGUCCCGGAGAUGAAGCCCUUCCGCGAUGCCCUCACUCAAGCAUGGGUUUCUAAGGGCCACCCUCUCACCGAAGAUAUCUUCUCCGGCGAAAUGAAAGGUCUCACGCACUGCGUGGAUACCAUCUACCAAGGCCAGCGACAGGGUAGUUUUCUUUAUUUGAAAAACAAGCCCAACGUGACGAUCCUUUACGGAGUUCAGUCAAAGCGCUUGAUCAUAGAUCCGGCUACAAAGAUCUGCUCUGGUGUCACUGUGACCAGCCAAGAAUUUGGCACCGAAAUCAAUGUUUAUGCGAGCCGUGAGGUCAUCCUGUCUCAGGGUGUCUUCGAGACCCCUAAGCUUCUGAUGCUUAGUGGUGUUGGUCCUGUCAAAGAACUGGCCAAACAUGAGAUCAAGCCUGUUUUGGAUUCUCCUCAUGUUGGUCAGCAUCUGCUCGACCACCCGAUUGUCCCCUUCGUUCUACAGAUUAAGGAUGGUUUCGGUCUUGACGAUCACAUACUUCGCUCUGGUCCUCUUAAUGACGCAACAAUUGCCAGCUAUAACCGUGAUAAGACGGGACCUCUCAGCUCUGGCCUCUUGGAACUUGUUGGAUUUCCACGUAUUGACGAGCGACUUGAGAAAUCCCCUGCUUAUCGGGAGGCAAAGGCUGCGAAUGGCGGGUUGGAUCCAUUCGGACCAGCAGGCCAGCCUCAUUUCGAGCUUGAUUUCGUUGGAAUGUUCAGCACAGCGUUCCAGUGGCAUUACCCAGUUCCUGAGAAGGGGAAUUACAUGACCGUCAUCGUGGAUCUGCUCCGACCUCUAUCCGAGGGUGAAGUAACCCUGAACAGCAACAAUUCGCAGGUGCAGCCGAACAUCAACCUCAACUUCUUCGGCAAUGAUUUGGAUAUUAUGGCCAUGCGUGAAGGUGUCCGCUGGACAUAUGAUGUUCUCACCAAUGGUGUUGGCUUCAAGGAUCUUGUCCUUGGGGAGUAUCCUUGGAAAAUGCCCCUUCAGUCUGACGAAGAGAUGAAGAGAGCUGUUCUGGACCGCAGUCAGACUGGAUUCCACCCAUGCGGUACUGCCCGCCUCUCGAAGAAUAUUCACCAAGGCGUGGUUGACUCGAAGCUUCGCGUUCAUGGAAUUAGCAACUUGCGGAUUGCGGAUGCCUCUGUGAUCCCUGUUAUCCCUGAUUGUCGUAUUCAAAACUCGGUCUAUAUGAUCGGCGAGAAGGCGGCGGAUAUGAUCAAGUUUGCGCACAAGGAUCUUUAUGAGUCUCAGAACAUUCCUUAUAUCGGCUCCAGCAAACUCUGA
Messenger RNA from Penicillium manginii, 1782 nucleotides. Its product is annotated as GMC family oxidoreductase. Lineage: Eukaryota; Fungi; Ascomycota; Eurotiomycetes; Eurotiales; Aspergillaceae. Gene Ontology annotation, molecular function: oxidoreductase activity, acting on CH-OH group of donors; flavin adenine dinucleotide binding. The record is from RefSeq and is a predicted model, not a curated record. The transcript is spliced from 3 exons. The coding region runs from base 1 to 1782 and encodes 593 amino acids.